AAAAUGGCAACUGAAACGCAUUUCAUGCAAAGUAACAUUGAGCAUUGCCGUAUCAUAAAUGACUUAUCCGACGCAACGACGGAACUAAUAACGAAAAUAUUACAACAUAAACAGAAACCUUUGGACAAGAGUGCGCUUUCGUCGAUUUCUGAAAAUGUGUGCAACGAAAUUGAGCAUUUUGGACUUGCGCUUCUAAGACUAGUUAAAAAAAUACGGGAAUCUGUAUUAGCAGAUGUUAGUGAACAAUUUGCGCAAUAUCACACAACAAGCAAUUUAUCAAACGUUGGUCAGGUAAAAAACUAUUGCGAAAGUAAAACAAGCGAAUACGCACGUGUGAAGGACAACCAGUGUGCAGUUGAUAUUGAAUUAUUAAAACAGACUUUGGAACUCGAACAAAACAACACGGAUGAGUUGCAGCAUUCGAUUAACGACCUUCGGGUGACACAGGAAGAGCGUAUGGUUAAAUUAGAGCAACAAGUGCUAGAAGCUGAAAGAUUAUUCAAAGAAAAGUUUGAACUAAAGAAGCUUCAUAAGAGAAAAGACCAGGUGUCAAAUGUUUUGAUGAAUAAAGAAACGAUUUAUGGCCAAAGAUUGACAAAGAAAGUGGAAGUAACUAAAAGAUCAGUGACUCCACGUAUUCACAGUGCUUCUCCAUCUCGAUGUCAGAUCAAAACCACCGAACAGGGUCAUGAACAUAUUCGCCUGGGUGAUCCAGUAGUACCAAGAAGUUUGCGAGAGAAAAAAGAAGAGCUGCAACUGCAGGAGGAGAUAAGAUGGUCUAGGAUUACACCAAUUCCCGUUCGAGGAUCAAAAAGAACUUAUCACCGCGUUCAACUGCCGCGGAAAAAGGCUGAAAAAGAUUUAGUGGGUCCAUAUCGCUCAUAGAAACACCUUUAUACACAGCCUAAAAGAACGACACCGUACUGAACAUGAUGUGUGUUAGAAUUCAUAAACCUAAGACAACGACAUGGAUUGUGCCAAAGCAUUCGACAAUCGAACAAACCUAAAUUUGGAAAGUCGGAAAGCCAAAUCUAAAACGAAUGCAUGAAUAAUUGUAAGUCAUGGAAAAGUGAACUGGAGCAUCGUAAGUGGUCAAAUGCCAGCGGUCCGUGAAAAGUUAUCUUGUUCGGCAGAAAAUCCUCUCGUGUAAGAAGUAAAAAGUAUUAUGAAAACCAGAAGUUAGUUUGCCGUACAGAGACGACCUAAGAAACUCCCAAUAUGAAGUUUUAUAAAAAGAUGCAAAUACCAAGUUUCUAGAUGAAGAUAUCGCAAAACAAGACGGGUAACGAGAUGGUGAAAAAACACCAAGGUCAUAAUAAGAAAAAAUAGGAUGUUUAUUAUUAAAAAACAAGGAUUAAAAACUCUAUAAAACUGCAUUACAUAAUAGAAACACCUUUCCACUUCGUGGAUAAGAAGAGUAUAUAUUAGUAAUGUUGAAAUUCUGUAUACAUAUAUACAUCCUUCACUAUGUUAUAUAGUAUUAAAAAUAUAGCGGCCAUUUUCAACUGCA
This is a messenger RNA of Xenia sp. Carnegie-2017, 1510 nucleotides long. RefSeq lists its product as uncharacterized. The transcript has 5 exons. The record is from RefSeq and is a predicted model, not a curated record. Bases 4 to 885 code for a protein of 293 amino acids. NCBI's taxonomy places the organism in Eukaryota, Metazoa, Cnidaria, Anthozoa, Malacalcyonacea, Xeniidae.